Messenger RNA from Suillus paluster, 1018 nucleotides. RefSeq lists its product as uncharacterized. The annotation marks the transcript as partial. The transcript is spliced from 2 exons. The record is from RefSeq and is a predicted model, not a curated record. Lineage: Eukaryota; Fungi; Basidiomycota; Agaricomycetes; Boletales; Suillaceae.
CACAAAAUCAGCCCGGUACCGCCUGCUGAAUAUGCAGACCGCUUCUUUGGGUUUAUGAAAGCUAUCAUGCGGGGAGGAGGCGGUGGGGCGCGGUUCAAGCCUGAGUGAUGUCCUUCAUGUGACGGCUGAAUCCCGCGUGUAGAUGGGUGCUGCGUGUAGGCACUCAAUCGUUGUCACAUCACGUCACAUCACACGUCAACUGCUCAAACUCGUUUCUCUGCAUUUGCUUCAUCUGGGAAAUCUGUGGACAUUCGCGAUGCAUUGGAGUUUGUACGAUUUUGUCUUUCGGCCCCUGUUUCUCCUCCGUUUUAUGUUUCUAUUUCUUUCCUUCAUAGUUGCUCUAGCAUUUUUGACUACUCUUUAUUCGUCCUCAUGUUUCCCUCAUCCUCAUGACCUCGUUCAUUUCCGCAUGCUUUCCAUCACAUCCCACGACCACGAACGACUCUUGCAUCACUCCCAUCCUAAUACAUAUUCUUUAUUUGCGCAUAUCACAUUCUCCUUCUCCCUUCCAUCUUCCCUCUUUCCUCUUUAUUUUUCUUCUCAUUCGUCAUCCAUUCAGGCAUCCAACCAUUCUUUAUUGUUUUAUUGUUUGAUCGUCUGUUUUACUUUUUCACGCGACUUUAAUACCGCUAUAUGCUUAAUCUAGUGCGUGCCCUGUCUCCUCCUGCCUUGCCUCUGCCUCUGCUGUGUAUGGGUUUUUGUUAUUGGCUUAGAGGUUGAGAGAGGGCACGUCGUAUUUAGCUGCCAUGACUCCGAGUACGCCUUUACUGCCACCCACGGCACACGAGUACGCUUUUCGAACACAUCAUGCUCCGCUUCCCAACAUUUACGUUUCAUUUAUUCAACUCGUCACGCCCGUCACUUUCGGACAUGCAUACAACCUCGUUCAGAUACGCAUACGCCCUCGUUCGUACAAUGCAUCCAAUCUCGUUCAGACACGUACUGUAAUCCUCUUUGACGCACGCAUCCACCCUCAUUUGUUUCAUUACGUACAUACACCCUCGUUUAUUCCGAUUUU